UGGUGGGGCGCCCGCGGUUUCGAUCGUGAACGUGGCCGGGAGUCUGGGCUAAGGGGUUAAUCUGGCCUUGAUCUGAUUGGUGAGGAUUGACCGGAAGCUUUGAUACAGCUUGGAUUACGUUCCAUGAAGGCGGGCGGCGGCGGUGUUGUGACCUCUGAUGACCCCGCGCCGGCCGUGUGACACGCGGUCCGGCCAUCGAUGACUUGAUGUCAGCUACCAGGGACGCGGAGACGCUGACAGAGCUAUGCAACACUGAGAACAUCCCGGAGGUGGAGAUCGUCAGUCUGGUAGAGGAGCAGAUCCCCCGCUACCGGCUCAGGGCCGACACGCUCACCACGUUCAAAGGCUACGAAAACGAGGAUUGGUUCAUCCCGUUUCCGGCUCUGAAGGAGGAGGACAAGUCGCGGCGUCUUAGCCCCGAACAGGUGGAGGCCACCCUCGCGUAUUUCGUUCUAUGCGGCCACCGAGUGAGUCAAAUGACGAAGGCCUACAAUGACAUUGACGCCGUCACUCGCCUGCUGGAGGAGAAGGAGAAGGACCUGGAGCUGGCCGCCAAGAUCGGCCAGCAACUCCUGGAGCGGAACAAGCAGGUGGAGGAGAGACUGACGCAGUUGGAGGGCGAGCUGCAGGCGGCCAACGACUCCAUCACCCAGCUGAAGCACGACCUCCAGCUGAAGACAGAGUUGCUGCACAUCUACAGCAAUGACUUUGACGAUUCGAGCUCCGAAGCAGGCACACCGUCGGGCAUCCGCCACAUCUCGCUGGAGCUGCUGCAGUCGCGCACCACGCUGCUGGAGAAGGAGAACCAGGAGCUGCGCGGCGAGCUGCAGCAGCUGACCGAGAGCACCGAGACGGCCGAGGGGCGCGAGAAGGAUCUCGUCGACAACGUCGUCUUCGAGCUCACCGACGCCAACCAGACGAUCCGCUCGCUGUCGGACGAGCUGGCCACGCGGGUGGACGAGCACAUGCGGAACCAGGAGGAGGUCACCGGCCUGCUGGCCCAGCUGGUGGACAGCCAGAGCCGGGCCAAGCGGCUGACACAGGAGAACGACGAGCUGCAGAGCUUCAUGGCCGCCAGCAAGGAGGCGCAGUCGGAGCUGGCGCUGGAGCUGGCCGACCUCAAGGACAAGUACGCCGAGCUGCAGGCCAUGUACCACGACGCCCAGCAGCACAUCCGGCGCAACGAGAAGAAGAGCGCCUCCCAGCGCAGCAGCUACCUGGGCGGCCUGGGCGGCCAGCCGGACUCGCUGGCCUCCGAGCUGGAGCUCUCGCUCUCCUCGAUGGGCUCCAACGACUCGGGGGUCAGCCCGGCGCUGGGCAUCAGCCCGUUCCCGACGCACGGGCGCAGUAUCUCCUGCGUGGUAACGCCGGGGCCGUUCCGCGCGGCGUUUGACACGGUGCGGUGCGCGCGCGCCGCCGCGCCGCCGAGCCGCGUGUGGGCGGCCGGCGCCGGCGCAGGCGCAGGGGACUCGGGCGCCUGGACGCACGACGCCGCCAGCAUCGCCAGCGACUCCGAGUGCUCGGUGGAGAUGGAUGACGGGAGCGAGCUGAUGUACCCGGGGGUAUCUCGCGGCAUCCCCGGCGUGCCCGGCUCGCCAGACCUGCGCGCCGCCCUGCACCGCCUGUCUCCGGGGCACCUGAGCAAGCUGGGCAGCGACGGCAUGCGGACGCCCGAGAGCAUCAUGUCGCUGUGCUCCAGCCGCGGCUCGCUGGGCAGCAUGGGCUCCACCGGCUCCUGGAAGAUGCCCGAGAAGCUGCAGAUCGUGAAGCCGCUGGAGGGCUCUCAGACGCUACACCACUGGUCCCGGCUGGCCACGCCCCACCUGGGCGGCAUCCUGGACGUGCGCUCGGGUGUGAGCAGCCGGUGGGAGCGGCCGCUGGCGGAGCCCAGCGACGACUCCGAGCCAGAGCCGGAGCCGGAGCGGGAGCCCGAGCCGGAGCCGCCCAUGUCGUUCAAGGCGCCGCCCUUCACCGGCGGCGUGUUCACGCUCACCAACUGCACCGUCCUCCACCCAGAUGAUACGACCCAGCUGACCAGCAGUCUGCAGGGCGGCCAGAUGUCGACGCUGCCGCUGUCGUGCGGCGCCGCUCCGCCGGCGCCGGCGUCGGUGGGCGCCGCGCGCCGCCCCUCCGCCUCCACGUACACGUUCAGCACGCACCUGGGGCUGGCGCGGGCGCUGCACGAGCGCGGCCUGACGCCGUCGGUGGCCGGCUCGCCUCCGGCGUCGGUCACGUCCACGCCGGCCAACAGCCCGGAGACGAGUCGUCCAGGCAGCCCGCAGCCGCCGGCGCUCAUCAAAGGUCUGCUGGACGUGGGACGCACGCUGACGCUGGGCGCCGACCUGAUCCGGCGCACGUUCGCGUCCGGCGACGCGCCGCGCGCGCCCUCCUACAGCCGCAACCAGGAGCCCCAGCAGGCCGACGACGACGCCGACGGCGGCGACGCGGCCACCUCGCCGGCGGCGCUCAGUCGCCGCGUUCGCCAGCAGAUGUCGCUGAUGGAGCGGCUGCAGCGCAUCGGCCUGCAGGGCAUCGUGGGCUCGGACGGCGUGCCGGCGGUGGGCGGAGUUGGCGUCCAAGCGCAGGAGGACGCCGCCCAGCACCUCGGCUAA
Pollicipes pollicipes is the source of this 2612-nucleotide messenger RNA. It is a transcript of the gene milt, whose product is annotated as trafficking kinesin-binding protein milt. The record is from RefSeq and is a predicted model, not a curated record. Bases 207 to 2612 code for a protein of 801 amino acids. Gene Ontology annotation, molecular function: myosin binding. Gene Ontology annotation, cellular component: mitochondrion; cytoplasmic vesicle. NCBI's taxonomy places the organism in Eukaryota, Metazoa, Arthropoda, Thecostraca, Pollicipedomorpha, Pollicipedidae. Gene Ontology annotation, biological process: protein targeting; mitochondrion distribution; vesicle transport along microtubule. The transcript is spliced from 17 exons.